Molecule: messenger RNA, 1224 nt
Organism: Pyrgilauda ruficollis (rufous-necked snowfinch)
Lineage: Eukaryota; Metazoa; Chordata; Aves; Passeriformes; Passeridae
Exons: 10
Coding region: 1-1224 (407 amino acids)
Source: RefSeq, a predicted model, not a curated record
AUGAUGUCCUUUAGUGCUACUGGUGAGAAAGCCCCACUAGGAGAGCUUCUUGCCACUCAGGACUCCUCGGCCCAGGCGGGAAAGGCAGAGAGGCAGGAGAGCACAGAUGGAGCGUGCAGCGCCCAGGAGUUCAGAUGGAAGGAGGUGGCUGCAUUUGAGAGCAAGCGCCACUCCUCACUAGAGAGGGUGUUGGAAGUGGCAGCAGAGAGAGCAGAGGAACCGCAGCUUCAGAGAGACCUGGUGAAGGAAGAGGUUCCUCUGGCAGUGCCAAAGGAUUGCCGGUGGCAGCGGCCAGCCCACAGGGGUCUGGAGAAGCUGCUGCAGGAGUUCUCUCGCCAAGGGCACACACUGUCAGUGUGCAGAGAGAAGGCGGCGCAGGCACAAGAGAACGCUGCCCUGGAAGCCCGAGUGACAGCCAUGGAGCGGGACCUACGAGGUCUCUCCCAGCAGCUGGUAGAGGCCAGGACUCCUCGGCCCAGGCGGGAAAGGCAGAGAGGCAGGAGAGCACAGAUGGAGCGUGCAGCGCCCAGGAGUUCAGAGGAUGUGAAGGACCUUCGUCGUGAGCUGCAAGUUGUAAGAUCUCUCAGCCAGCAGCAAUGUGAAGAAAUGGCUCAACAGCUCCACUGGGCACGAGAGCAGUGCAGCAAGGCUCUCAGAUGCUGGCAAUCUGCUCAGGAAGAGGAAAAAAGGAAGCUGCAGCAAAAAUUGAAGAGACGUCUGGAACGACAGCGCUUGGAGGCGCAGGCCAUGCUGGAGGAACGGGACAGAUUCCUGGCAGAGCUCCAGGGUCAGAAGGCUGCUGCCUUAGACAAGGUGCGCCAGCUGCAAAGGGAGCUAAAGCAAAGCCGGCAGCAGCUGGAGCAGCUGAGGCAGCAGCUGAAUGAGGAGCGGGUGAACGGGCAGAAUAUCAAGGAGAAGUUGGAGGCAGAGCUGUGGGAAGCUUGGAGGAAGAUGAAGGCAGUGGAGGAGAGGCACAAAGAAGAAAUGGAAAGGAUGCACAAGAUGCAGCUGCAGUACAGGCGGGCAGAAGAAAAGCAGGUGGACGAGGGCUCUGCCGUGGAAGCCGUCGCUGCAGCAGCAUCCUGCAAAGAAGCCUCCUCUCCACAGCCUGAGAACCCGAGCACGAGCAGCUCGCCCCGCCCCAUCCGGGAGAGCGAGAAGCCGUGCCUGAAGCUGCUGAGUACGUCCUGUGGAUUUCUUGUGCGAUCGAGCAGUGUAUUAUAG